CCUUCACUCUAUCUCUCAUUUCACUCGACUCUCGACUCUCGAAUAUCGCGCGGCUGUUCAGUGCGCACACAUUAACAUUAUCUUUACAGGAGUGCUUAUCAGUGUGCGUGCAUCGCCGCGCCGGAGAAAUAUAGAUGGAACGGGUAGCAGCGGCGGUGGCAACGGCGGCAGUAGUCCCUUCGCGCACACAUACGUGUCAGCUGCAGCAGUGAGAGCUGGCGAGACGCAGGCGCGGCGUGUGCGCUUUCUGGCCACAGAAGUUGUUGUAACAACGUUAGCAAGAAGGAGCGAUAACAACGUACGUUGACGUCGGCGGCCUCGUCUGGGCCACCAAGCUUGCGAACACUACCGUGUACUAGUUGGUUUUCCGUUAGUGUUUCAAGCCAGUUGAUCGUUUUGACGAGGAUGGAGAUGAGCGGCCAAGCGCUGGUAACACUUGGACUAGCCCGGAUCAGCAGGUGCUGAUAACGGUACGCUGUUGAAGCUCGGCUGGUUGGCUCGGCUCGCGGCAUGCCAAGAUGUUCCGCUCCAAGAUCCGCAUCCACACGUGCCAGGUGAUUCUACUCACCUCGCUAGUAUGGUUCCUCGUGGACGUGAUGGUGCUGAUGUUCUACUCGGACUGCAUCAACGGCUCCGGGUGGAACUGCCAGCCUACUGACAAACCGAGCGUCGGUCAGCAACAGCAGCAGCAGCAGCAGCAGCAGCAGCAGCAGGAGGAACCAUUGGCGAGCUUCGAUCGACACAGCGAAGUGGCGCACCAGGGAGCUCUCGUCAAGGAUGACAGCAACGACGUCGACGCCGGCGCGAAGACUUACGCGCCGACUCAAUUGAAAUUAUGGAGACCCGCGAGAAUGGUGAAGGAGAACAAGGGCAGUCCCGGCGAGAUGGGCAAAGCCGUGCACAUCCCAACCGAGCAGGAGGCGAUGCAGCAAGAGCUGUUCAAGCUCAAUCAGUUCAACCUGAUGGCCAGCGACAUGAUAUCGCUGAAUCGCUCGCUCAAGGACGUGCGGCUCAGUGGCUGCAAAAGCAAGAAGCACCCGAAGAUGCUGCCCGAUACCAGCAUCGUCAUCGUUUUCCACAACGAGGCUUGGAGCACGCUCCUGAGGACCGUGUGGUCCGUCAUCAACCGGUCGCCGAGGGCGCUGCUCAAGGAGAUCAUCCUCGUGGACGACGCCAGCGAGCGAGAGCACUUGAAGCAAGAGCUGGAGGACUACGUGGAAACGCUGCCGGUGCCGACGUACGUGUAUCGGACGGAGAAGCGCUCGGGACUGAUAAGGGCGCGUCUGCUGGGGGCCAAGCACGUCAAGGGCCAAGUAAUCACUUUCUUGGACGCCCAUUGUGAGUGCACCGAGGGCUGGCUGGAACCAUUGUUGGCCCGAAUAGCCAACGACAGGAAGACCGUCGUUUGUCCCAUUAUCGACGUCAUCAGCGACGACACCUUCGAAUACAUCACGGCCAGCGACAUGACCUGGGGCGGCUUCAACUGGAAACUCAACUUUAGAUGGUACAGGGUAGCCCAAAGAGAAAUGGACAGGCGAGGAGGCGACCGAACGGCGCCCCUCCGAACACCGACGAUGGCGGGUGGUUUAUUCUCCAUCGACAAAGAAUAUUUCUACGAACUGGGAGCUUACGACGAGGGUAUGGACAUCUGGGGCGGAGAGAAUCUCGAGAUGAGCUUCAGGGUGUGGCAGUGCGGCGGUAUCCUUGAAAUCAGUCCAUGUUCGCACGUGGGUCACGUGUUCCGUGACAAGAGUCCGUACACGUUCCCGGGCGGUGUCAGCAAGAUCGUCCUGCACAAUGCUGCCAGAGUCGCCGAGGUCUGGAUGGAUGAGUGGAGAGACUUUUACUAUGCCAUGAAUCCAGGUUAG
Phymastichus coffea is the source of this 1868-nucleotide messenger RNA. It is a transcript of the gene Pgant5, whose product is annotated as polypeptide N-acetylgalactosaminyltransferase 5. NCBI's taxonomy places the organism in Eukaryota, Metazoa, Arthropoda, Insecta, Hymenoptera, Eulophidae. The coding region runs from base 519 to 1868 and encodes 449 amino acids. The transcript has 5 exons. Gene Ontology annotation, cellular component: Golgi apparatus. The record is from RefSeq and is a predicted model, not a curated record.